CGUCUCCUCCGUCAGAGUGUCCGAUGCAUAAAGCAGAAGCGGGUCCGGCUCACCAGGACCGGGCCUACGAGUUUGUGGAGUGUCCCAUGAAAGCCGCAGCCGAGGCGAAUAGUGACAUCGACCCAUCAAACAUGAUGCCUCCUCCAAACCAACUUCCAGCUCCAGACCAGCCUUUCGAACUGUCCAUCUCCAGAGAGGAGUCCACCAUUCCCCGUCACAGCACAGAAAAGAACUGGGUUUACCCAUCUGAGCAGAUGUUCUGGAACGCCAUGCUGCGGAAAGGGUGGCGCUGGAGUGAGGAUGACCUCGCUGCUCAAGAUAUGACCAACAUCAUUAAAAUCCACAAUAAGAAUAACGAGCAGGCCUGGCAGGAGAUCCUGAAAUGGGAGGCCAUGCAUGCAAGAGAAUGUCCAUGUGGGCCCACCUUGAAGAGGUUUGGUGGUAAAGCCAAAGAGUUCUCACCCAGGGCUCGCUUCCGCUACUGGAUGGGCUACGAGCUGCCUUUCGACCGCCAUGACUGGAUCGUUGACCGGUGCGGGAAGGAGGUGCGCUACGUCAUCGACUAUUAUGACGGUGAAAUCAACAAGGACACCUACCAGUUCUCCAUCCUGGAUGUACGGCCCGCCUUCGACUCUUUCAAUGCCGUCUGGGACCGCAUGAAGGUGGCCUGGUGGCGCUGGACCUCCUAAAGGACAUAGACACAUGCAUGCACAUAUAGGUCACCACGUGGAUUCACACACACACACACACACAAACACACAGUACAAAGGACUGUGAAACUCAUUUCAGCUCUUUACAGGAGGUGCAGUGCUGUGGAAACAAGACUCAUGAAGAAAAAGAAAUUAGACUAACUUAGCUUAAGCAGGACAUUGCUCAGUUAGGCUGUGUGAAGCUUCAUCUGCUAAUCCUUUUGAUUUCAGUGGAAAGUAUAAUUUUGGGUUUGCAUUGUGGUCUUUGUCAGACUGGUCACAUGUGGCUCAUAACUGUCUCUGGGGAUCUGUUCACUGCUCACUUCAAAUCCACAUAUUUUACAAAUGAAGCUCUUUAGAACAAACAACAAAUGGUUGUAUAAUGUAUUCUGUGACCCUGGAGGAGCUUUGUCCAGUCUGAGAAAAUAACCCUGAUGACAUCACUGUGACAUCAUCAGGGUUAAAUCAAGUAAUUGUUCUUUGAAAGCAAACAUUUACAUUCAGAAAAGUGCAACACCACAGCAUUUUAAGAGUUGAUCACAAUAUAGCGUACAAUCACUCAAGCUCAUAUGGUUCCUUUGCAGUGAGAAUAUAAUUUAAUCUACAGUCUAUAGGAAUUUAAUGUUUGCCUUUAUUUGAUGGUUGAGAAAGGGACAGGAAGUGCAGGGAGAGCUGGGUUGUUGUGGUAAAAUUUAAAAAAAAAAAUUGUGAGUCUGGUCUGCCCUAUUUUGGUCUCUUUUAGUUUUUCUUUCUAACUGCUGUGUAAAUGACCUUUGAAAAAGCCAGCUAACUGUGGCUUUCAUACGUCCAAAAAAUAUUCCCAGUCAAUAACCUGCAAUGUUAGGAUUGUCCAGGAAGACUGAAGCUUGUUUAGAGGGGUGAUGAUGACUCCAGUGGUAGUUUGGUUGUCCUCACAGUAGACAGUAGCUGUGUUUCCUUCAGCAUAUUUGAUAUAGUAUCGCAUUAGAAAGGUUUGAUGGAAACGGUAAAAUACCAAGAAUGUUUUUGUGCUCGCUUGAGGUGGUUCCUUCCUUUUUUUUUUUUUGAAAGAGUUAAUGCUCUUAAAACAAGAAGGGAACACUACUUCUGACAUAGCAAACAUUUAACUUCAGUGGCUCUAUAAUACAUCCAUGAUCUCUGCACAGGUCUGAUAGAACCUUCCUCACAUUAACACAUGAAACUAACACGAAUGUCAUGUUUCCAUCCUGUUUUUAGUUUUUCUCCCCACAGUUUGAGCUUCCACUGGCACUCUUAGUUAAAUGAUCUUGUUGCGCCCUCUUCCUCUGGUUUUCUGACUGUAGAAUUGGCGCCACCUACAGCUUAUCUCUAUGAACCAACUCCUAAUGAUUACAGUAGUGGAUGGAAACAGGCAUUCACAUUUCAGAUACAUAUGCAUGGAAACACGACUAUUGCCAUGACCUGCUGACUUUCACUAGUCUGUCUGUCUGUACAGUGUGUAUGUGCUUUGAUUGUAAGGAAGCAGUGAGAACCUCCUCCCAUAAUGUCAAUUAUCUGGUGAACAGCUAGUGAUUUUUUGCAGAUGAGAUGGGUUUGACAGAUUACCAUGAUGACUGUGCAAUGGGUUAUGGGAAUGGUAGUCUAAUUCUGGUAGACCUUCAGGAUAUAUAGUUCUAUUUUUUUAAAAAAGGACAAGGAUGGAUAUGAGCCUUGCUAUUAAUCCCUGUAAUUGUCCAAUCCCUGUAACUGUCCACAUUUGCCCUUUCCCUUCUUGUUGUAUUUAGUUAGCCCUUCAGUUGGACGUCAGAUGCAGAUAAUAGUAGCUUGUUUGGAAGGAGUUCACAUACUGUAUCAUCAUGUUGUGCAGCAUACUUCAUAUAUUGUACUACUUUCCUGUUUCAUGAUACAAAUUGCUAAAAGCUCAGUAACCCAGUUAAUCUGAAUUCCUAUCCAUCAGGUAUAUGACAUGUGCUUGGGUUUGCUGUUGCAUUGUUCAUCCGCAGAAUUCUGUGUCAGCUUCAGUAUUUAAUUUUUGUUGUGCUGAUAUUCACACCUUUAUUUAUUGUUUGAUGAAUGAGAGUAGACUUGUGUAUGCAGAACCUUCAUGAUUUUGUUCCCAGAAAGUGUUCUUGUAUCUAAAAAUGAUUUUACUAGCUCUGGUGGUCAACUAAACUAUCAAUAAAGCUGGUCCUCUUAACAAUA
Morone saxatilis (striped sea-bass) is the source of this 2849-nucleotide messenger RNA. RefSeq names its product cytochrome c-type heme lyase. The record is from RefSeq and is a predicted model, not a curated record. Lineage: Eukaryota; Metazoa; Chordata; Actinopteri; Moronidae. Gene Ontology annotation, cellular component: mitochondrion. Gene Ontology annotation, molecular function: holocytochrome-c synthase activity. Gene Ontology annotation, biological process: cytochrome c-heme linkage.